AUGCAUAAAGAACUUAUUGAAGAAUCUGUUCAUAAUGCCCAAUUUUCUCAUGAUGAAAUUCCUAAGGUAGAAACUAUACGUAAUUGGGUUUCUAGAUAUUCAGCAGAAAUGAAAAAAGAUAAUAUUUGA
Messenger RNA from Entrophospora candida, 129 nucleotides. NCBI's taxonomy places the organism in Eukaryota, Fungi, Glomeromycota, Glomeromycetes, Entrophosporales, Entrophosporaceae. The record is from the annotation of a GenBank genome assembly.